Colletotrichum phormii is the source of this 442-nucleotide messenger RNA. RefSeq lists its product as uncharacterized. Bases 111 to 338 code for a protein of 75 amino acids. The transcript has a single exon. The record is from RefSeq and is a predicted model, not a curated record. NCBI's taxonomy places the organism in Eukaryota, Fungi, Ascomycota, Sordariomycetes, Glomerellales, Glomerellaceae.
ACCCUCCGACGGCAUCUCCCCAAGGAUGUGAGAGCGUCAGACACGAUCAGCGCCAACCCCAUCGAAGCAAAACCCGGAGACAGGACAAGUGCAUUGAGGACCUUCUGUGGAUGGCCAGGUGGAGGCUGGAUUCCCUGCGCCGCUUCUGGCUCAUGUCGCGACGUCUGAUUUCGACAACACGGAUUGGUCUUGAUACCGUGCGAUCAUCCACAGUUUGUUCGUUCACGAGAUUGCGCCUGCAUGAUCUUGCGCGUCCUAUGUCAGCCUGCAUCCGAUCCAGCAAUUGCUCGUCUCGUCAAGGUCAGUUGGUCACGUUUCGCGAAGGCCUUGGUAACUAACGAGCAGCGACUCCAGCGCGAAUUACGAGCAAGACUGCGCCGCAGAUUGAAGACUGGGGUUUGAAGGAUCCGGGAUGCUAAUCUCGCUGUUGGCAAACCUGGUU